CGAAUCACGUAUGUGACAUGGCGUCCGGGUAGAAAGAAAGUUGACUGUUAAAUAAACGUUAAUGUUGUUUUUAUGACAUUGACCGAACAAAAAGGGAACCUCCGAGGCCGCGAAUUUUCCCUAGACACCGGCAUUGAUGGUAAUGCAUGCGAGGAAACCACAAAGGAUCAGCGAUGGGUACUUCGACAAACACCAGGCCCAUCCCUAUCAGAACACAAAAUACAGUAGUUCAAAGGGUGGCUACUCCUCGUCGACCACGUCGGAUAGUCGUUACGAGGGGCGAAUGCGAGAUUCCCCAAAUGGUAACUCGUACAGUCCAGCCGGAGGUUUGGGAAUGGGUAUGGGAGCAGAUCGUGACAGCCCCCGUAAUUAUGCCAGUAAACCUCUUUACAAGAAGGAGAGAGAAAACAGAGACUAUAAGUUAUCCUCCUCUAGGGACAAGUAUUCCGAUUGUGCACGAUCUCCGAAAGAUAAGAGGAGCCGCGAAAGCAGGGAUUCAGAACACAGGACCAAUCAUGAUAGGAGCAGUGGAGAGAUUUUGCAUCCUAUAAAAAUAUCUUCAAACUCAUCUAGAGAAUCGUCUUCACAACGGAAGCCAACGCAUAAUUCGUGUCAGGACAAACGGGGCGAUGAACGGGGAACUAUGGAACGCACGGCCAGGUUUGGCGACUGGUCGGAGCAUAUGAGUUCAUCAGGGAAGAAGUAUUAUUAUAAUUGCAAAACUGAAGUUUCACAAUGGGAAAAGCCGAGAGAAUGGAUUGUUCGAACCGAUAGUCGUCAGCGUCAAUCCAAUGACUACUCCAGUAGGUCAAGUCACGAUAAACAUUCCAACUCGCGAUCAAACAGCAGUGCCAGUAGUGCGCGAGAUGGUAAAUCAUCACGGCAAACUGACAAACGCGAAUAUUGGGUCUCAUGUAGUAGUAACAGUGGGAAUAGCAGUCGAGAGGAUGUCUCGUCUCGUGAACGAGAACGCGAAAGAGAGAAAGAACGUGAGAGAGAGCGUGAGAAAGAGCGAGAUUCCUGCAGAGAAGAUUUGGGAGUUGAACGUCAAACACAAGACAUGGACAUCUCUCCCGGUGAUUCUACACCCACCUCAGAACCACUGACAUCCAAUGUUCACGAUCAAAUUCCCCAAGGGCCGGUAUUGCUAGCUACAGCGUUACCUCGAUUAACGUCACACCCUUCAACGAUACCUCAAGCCCCUGGAAAAUUAGCAUCACCAACGCAACAACAUGGUAAUAGCAAUGCUCCAGGUCCACCGGUGUCACUCGCAAAUUUACCUAGACUUCUGUCACAAAUUACUGGCAGCAAAGAACAACCUGACAUCACCCCUCAAAAAGCUCUGCAAACCCUUCAAACUGCAAUUAUGUUGUCCAGACAGCAAUCGGGAAGUGGAGAACGAGCCAAUAUGUCGAAUGACGUUAUGGCUCCUUUAAAAGUUGACACUAGUGGUAAUGUCACUAGUGAAGGUCCACCAACUCCUACACAUUCGGAGACUCAGGACUGUGUUGACGUUCGAAAAAUAGCGAGUCCAGGAGCUACGAAUUCUAGUGUCCAAGGUCUCAGUUCGUUACAAGGAUUAAGUACAUUAGGUUCACUAGGAAGUUUAGGUAAUGGAGGUGGUUUACAAGCAUUAUCUAGAGUUCAACCGCCUCUGACGCCUUCCCUCACGCCUUCACUCGCAAAUCAUUAUCGAGAAGAUUUAACUCAACAUGUACGUGCUUUUCCCGCGGACAUUCUAGAAAAACAGGCGCAAAAGCUUAGUGAAGAAGCACAUACAAUGGGCAGUUUACAAUGCACACGUGUAUCCGCAGAAUUAAAAACUGCGCGAUCUAUAGUCAGGUUGACAGAAAUUCAAGCGACGUUGCAGGAACAAAGGAUAUUGUUUCUCCGUCAACAAAUUCGGACUCUAGAGGAGCUGAAAUCCCAAAAUUCCUUCAUGUCUGAUGAUUCUUAGUGUAAGGGACUUUAUAAAAUAAUUAUUACAACCUAUAAUUAAUUCAUGAAAAAAAAAUAAUAAAAACAUACUUAUUAAUAUUCUCAUUAAGAUUUUACCUAAAUUAUAAUAUCAUUGAUAGAAGUGAUAUAAAUAGUGAAAAAAAACAAAAAAAAAUAAAAUAAAAAAUGACUGGGCUCCCCGAAGAGGCUUGGGCUGUCAGCGACGUGACAGCCAAGAAAUUAAUGCGUACCUCUUCGGGAUUGUGCGGCCUAUCCAAGAUACAUUCAGUCACGACACAAAAAAAAAUAGAAUUGUACCAAAUUGUAUAUCUGAUCUUGUCCACUGUAUUACCUAUGUUAUAUACGUGUCAAUGUUUCAUAUCCCAUUGAUUAAGUGGCAUUUUAAACUAUAGUUCAAUGAUAAUUGGUUUUUUUCUUUUUUUGUUGUAAAUUUUUCGGAAUAAAGAAACAUCGUGCCACAAGUUUUAAUACAGAGUUUCUUCAUCAUAAAAAAAAGAAAAAUAUUAUAAUUUCUGCUGUUGUGCGUGCUUUUCAUCAAUUUUUUUGUUUUUUCACUCGCAUUCAAUGUUCUCUUUUGACCUCUCGCGUAUAAUACAUUUAUAAUAUUAUAAUAAUACAUUAUUAUGACUUUGGAAAAUACAAAAAAAAAAGAAAAUAGAUUAAUUAGUAGUUAAUAAUAAUUAAUUGAUUAAAAGUUUAAUUAAUUAAUUCAUCCUAAAUAACAGGAAAUACUGUUUUACGAGAGAGGGACCAAAUCGCGAGCUACGUUCCUUGGAUUUGAAGCGCAUUUUUCUUAUUAAAAUAAAAACUAGAAAUAGAGUAAAAAAAAGAAACGCCUUUUUUAUACGAAAUGCUUUUACACGAUGAUUUUAUGCCUUUUGCAAAUAUUGACGUGCGUCCUUAUUUUUUAAUGAACUUUUCCUUUUUGAAGUAAUCUUUUCUUUUUCAAACCAAGAACGCAAAAGAACACUGUUAUUAGGCCUUGUGGCAAAAAAAAAAACGUAUGAAAAAUAACAUUAAAACAUUUAAUAAAAAUUGGUCACUGUAUUCAGUAUUUAUUGAACUUUUAUUUCCGAAUAUAAUGGUUAAAAUGAAAUAAAAAUGCCUAUUGAGUCUUUA
Molecule: messenger RNA, 3078 nt
Organism: Leptopilina heterotoma
Lineage: Eukaryota; Metazoa; Arthropoda; Insecta; Hymenoptera; Figitidae
Gene: wcy
Product: WW domain-containing adapter protein with coiled-coil homolog
Exons: 12
Coding region: 137-1957 (606 amino acids)
Biological process (GO): regulation of autophagy; positive regulation of TORC1 signaling
Cellular component (GO): nucleus
Molecular function (GO): RNA polymerase II complex binding; chromatin binding
Source: RefSeq, a predicted model, not a curated record